This is a messenger RNA of Epinephelus lanceolatus (giant grouper), 2051 nucleotides long. It is a transcript of the gene ackr5, whose product is annotated as atypical chemokine receptor 5. Gene Ontology annotation, biological process: G protein-coupled receptor signaling pathway. Gene Ontology annotation, molecular function: G protein-coupled receptor activity. Gene Ontology annotation, cellular component: membrane. NCBI's taxonomy places the organism in Eukaryota, Metazoa, Chordata, Actinopteri, Perciformes, Serranidae. The record is from RefSeq and is a predicted model, not a curated record.
CAUCAGAGCUGGAAGGAGCCAUCUCGUGUCUGUAGGCUCCACUCGGAACAGAAGAUAGCGAGGCCUCAGGGGGGACCUGCCCUCUUCAUCUCCAGCACACUAAUCAUCAUCAUAAUCAUCACAGCAAGACCAUGAGCGCUCACGAGCACAACCACUCACUGGACCACUAUAACGGCACGCCAUGGUUUAUCUUCGAGUGCACCCUCCAGCUGGACACCGCUGUAGACUACCGGCGCAUCUGCCUCUUCCUGCUCUACCUUUUCAUCUUCAUGGUGGGCCUGCUGGAGAACGCGCUGGUCGUCUGGGUCAACUGGCGCAGACGCCACUCGGCCAACGGGGUUCUCUUCUGUAUCAUCAACGUGAGCCUGUCGGACCUGAUGGUGAUUGUGAUCCUGCCUUUCUUCAUGAUGGAGGUGACCGUGGACAAGGUUUGGCUGUGGGGCCGCUUCCUCUGUAAGGUCACCAACCUCAUCUAUGUGGUCAACUUCUACAGCAGCUCCUUCUUCCUGGCCUUCAUGACCCUGGAGCGCUACCUGUCCCUGACCAGACCCACGUUCCCUGCCCUCUUCCCUGUGGUGGGACAGCGCCGCUGGUUGCUCUGUGGAGGCCUGUGGGUGCUCUCCUUGCUCCUGGCUCUGAUGGAGAACGUCCACGUGGAUCUUCUGGAGUGGGACGAGCCGGGCUGUUACAUGAUGCCUGAGCACAACUACACAGAGUGGUUUGCCUCUGUGGCUUUCCUUUGCCUGAUCUUCCAGUUCCUGGGCCCUGCUGCCGUCAUCAUCACCUGUAACGUGCUGAUUGCUCGUGCAGUUAAAACAGCACCAGAUGUGCAGGGCCGACGGGACGUGUGGCUGGUGCACGUGUACUCCCUGGUGUUUGUCGUGUGCUGGCUGCCCUACCACCUGGUCAUGUUCCUGAUGAUCAUAGAUGACCUGGACCCCUUCAUCCUCAGCUGUAACACCAUAGAAGUCCUCUACUUCACAUUCAGCGUGGUGCAGGGCAUAUCUCUGUUCCACUGCGUCGCCAACCCCAUCCUCUACAAUUUUCUAAGCAAGAGCUUCCGUGACAACAUGAUCAACACUGUGAUGAACUACAUUCCUAGGGAUGCAACUAUGGUUCAGACGGGAGCAGGAACCCAGCCAAACGCUCCCAACGGAGGUGGGGGAGACCCGGGGAAGCAACGCAAGCUAAGUAACACCAGCACCAGUCAGUCUGAUGUCGGAUCAUAAAAAUGAAGCUGAGAUAAGAAAGGCGAGAGCUUCAGGAGUGAGACGUUUAAAGAUCUGACAGAACUGAAUCCACUGUUGGUGCUUCAGAAUACCAGAGGCACAGACUGUACGUCUCACUCUGGUCAGACUCAUUGCGCUGUUUGUUCCGAAACAGAUGGGCUCACAAACACCUUCCUCUCAUAAUCCACUUCCUGUUUUUUUUCCCUUUUCUGUCAUUUAUCUGAUCACAGUUUUAAACGGAGGAAAGCAGGAAAUGUUUGAUGUUUUUUUUCCCCCCUCAAAGCUGCUUGACUCCCACAGGAACUCAUGGCAACCUUUAAAAUCUCCUGACACAGAAGAAGACGAAGAAUAGUGCCACACCAGGAAUGUGCAUAAACAAAUCUGCUGUCCGUCUGUGGAGAGCCAGAUAAGAGCAAUCCUCAUAACCACAUAAACAUCUUGCAAAUGUGAAAAUGUAACUGUGUUGUUUAAUUACAAAUCUAGCAGAUAAUAUAUAGUUCAAAUUAUUAAUGCGAGAGGUGUGGACUCAAGUCCUACAUGUGAUGACUUUAACUAGACCUGACAAAAUCAAAAAUGACUUGGACUUUGACACCAGUGACUUUGACUUUACUUGGACUUGAGCCUUUUGACUUGAAAGUACUUUAUAUACUCCCCCAAGCCCAAAUAUUAAAAAGUAUGUUAUUUAAAAAUAGUGGAAUGAAUCAAUUAAUUAAUCUUCAUACAGUAGAAGUCAGUCGGCACGUCCCAAGUUAAGAUAAACAGACUGUAAUCUGACAUGGAAGCUAAGCAAUGUACUGCUGUGGACGGGUCAGCAGCAAAACA